Molecule: messenger RNA, 4217 nt
Organism: Oryzias latipes (Japanese medaka)
Lineage: Eukaryota; Metazoa; Chordata; Actinopteri; Beloniformes; Adrianichthyidae
Gene: mbtps1
Product: membrane-bound transcription factor peptidase, site 1
Biological process (GO): proteolysis
Cellular component (GO): Golgi apparatus
Molecular function (GO): serine-type endopeptidase activity
Source: RefSeq, a predicted model, not a curated record
GGCCUCCCCUGUUAAACAGACGUCAGGGUCCUGCGGCUGUAGGGUUUCGUGAACGUUUAGCUAGCUCGAACAGCGUUAACCGAGAUUGUCGGUAAGCUCAGACACGCUAGUAAACAUCAAAUAAACGGUUUAAAGGAGUGGAUACGUAAACAGUCUGGAUCCUCGAAAGGAUCGCUGACAAGCCCCGAAAUCACAGCCUCUUUCUCCAUCGCUGCUCGUCCUCCUGCCGUCCGCCCUCUUCUGUUUUCUGCCUCGUUCCCUCUUCAGCAUGGCGAUUCUACUCCUCCUCCAGCCGUGACGCUGAACCACCACCCUGGACCACCACCAUGGAGAGAAAACGCAGAAAGAAAUAAUUCUCGCUGCUCGGGCUUUUCACAGUAUGGACUGGUUUUAGAAGCUGUGGACCUGAAAAUGCUCCUUCGUCUCGGCUGAUCCUGAAAGUCUUGUUUAGAGCUCAAAAUGCUCCUGUUUCCCGUCUUGGUGUCCAUGUUUGUGGGGUUGCUGGCAGCCCUUCUGCCUGCAGUGGGGACGGAGCCGGAGCAGGGGGCCAAGCCAACCAUUGGCUCCACUCUGCUUCCCCUCCCCUCUCCGCAUGACUCCAACUGCUCCCACCUGACCGUCAAACUGGAGUUCUCCUCUGAGGUGGUGGAGCAUGAGUACAUCGUAGCGUUUACUGGCUAUUUCUCAGCCAAAGCUCGCAGUCUGUACAUCAGCAGCGCCCUUCGGGGUUCCCGCGACCAACAGCUGGAGUGGCACGUUGUUCCCAGAGAAAACCCCGCCUCCGACUUCCCCAGCGACUUUGAGCUGGUCCACAUCCGCCAGGCCUCCCCAAGCAGCCUGCUGACCUUGGAGGACCACCCUUACAUCAAGAGGGUGACGCCGCAACGCAAAGUGUUCCGCACCCUGAAAUAUGCUCCCUCACCUGAACCAGCGGCGCCCUGCAACGCCAAACCCGUGACCCAAAAGUGGCAGUCUUCGCGGCCUUUCAGGAGAACCAGCCUGUCGCUCGGUUCAGGCUUCUGGCACGCGACGGGGCGCCACUCCAGCCGGCGCCUGCUGAGAGCAAUCCCGCGACACGUGGCCCAGAUCCUGCAGGCAGAUGUGCUCUGGCAGAUGGGACACACUGGUUCUGGAGUGAAGGUGGCCGUGUUCGACACGGGUCUGAGUGAGAAACAUCCACACUUUAAGAACGUGAAGGAGAGGACCAACUGGACGAACGAGAAGACACUGGAUGAUGGACUGGGUCAUGGUACAUUUGUAGCAGGAGUUAUAGCCAGUAUGAGGGAGUGUCAGGGCUUUGCCCCCGAUUCAGAACUGCACAUCUUCAGGGUGUUCACCAACAACCAGGUUUCAUACACUUCGUGGUUCUUGGAUGCUUUUAACUACGCUAUCCUGAAGAAGAUCGAUGUUCUCAACCUCAGCAUCGGGGGACCGGACUUCAUGGACCAUCCAUUUGUCGACAAGGUGUGGGAGCUGACAGCCAACAAGGUCAUCAUGGUUUCUGCGAUCGGUAACGACGGGCCUCUGUAUGGAACCCUAAACAAUCCAGCUGACCAGAUGGACGUGAUCGGGGUUGGAGGAAUUGACUUUGAGGACAACAUUGCUAGAUUUUCCUCUAGAGGCAUGACCACGUGGGAGCUGCCCGGGGGCUACGGCAGAGUAAAGCCUGACAUCGUCACCUACGGCUCUGGAGUUCGGGGCUCUGGUCUGAAGGAAGGGUGUCGCUCUCUGUCCGGCACCAGUGUGGCCUCUCCUGUGGUGGCGGGGGCUGUCACACUGCUGGCCAGCACCGUCCUAAACCGCGAGCUGGUGAACCCGGCCUCCAUGAAGCAGGCUCUGAUCGCCUCGGCGCGCAGGCUGCCGGGGGUCAACAUGUUUGAGCAGGGCCAUGGCAAACUGGACCUGAUCCGAGCUUACCAGAUCCUGAACAGCUACAGACCCCAGGCCAGUCUUUCUCCGAGCUACAUUGACCUGACAGAGUGUCCAUACAUGUGGCCUUACUGCUCUCAGCCCAUUUACUAUGGAGGGAUGCCCACCAUCGUCAACGUGACCAUCCUCAAUGGCAUGGGAGUCACCGGCAGAAUCAUCGACAAGCCCAUCUGGCAGCCGUACCUUCCCCAGAACGGCGACCACAUUGAUGUGGCAAUCUCGUACUCCCCCGUGCUUUGGCCGUGGGCUGGUUAUCUGGCCGUGUCCAUUUCUGUGGCCAAGAAGGCGGCAUCGUGGGAGGGGGUGGCUCAGGGCCACGUGAUGGUCACAGUGGCUUCUCCUGCAGAGAAUGACUCAGAUGUGGGAGAGUUGACCUCCACAGUCAAACUACCCAUCAAGGUAAAGAUUGUCCCCACCCCGCCUCGCAGCAAGAGGGUGCUGUGGGACCAGUAUCACAACCUGCGCUACCCACCCGGGUACUUUCCCCGAGACAACCUCCGCAUGAAGAACGAUCCGUUGGACUGGAACGGGGACCACAUCCAUACCAACUUCAGGGACAUGUACCAGCACCUGAGGAGCAUGGGUUACUUUGUAGAGGUGCUGGGAGCCCCCAUCACAUGCUUUGAUGCCAGCCAGUACGGAACACUCCUGAUGGUUGACGGUGAGGAAGAGUAUUUCCCCGAGGAGAUCACCAAGCUGAGGAGGGACGUCGACAACGGGCUGUCACUCAUCGUCUUCAGUGACUGGUACAACACGUCUGUGAUGAGGAAGGUCAAGUUCUACGACGAGAACACCAGGCAGUGGUGGAUGCCAGACACAGGGGGCGCUAACGUACCAGCUCUGAAUGACUUGAUCUCAGUGUGGGGGAUGGCUUUCAGCGAUGGGCUGUAUGAGGGAGACUUCAGCCUGGCAGAUCAUGACAUGUACUAUGCCUCGGGCUGCAGCAUCGCCCGUUUCCCAGAAGAUGGGAUUGUGAUUGCCAAGAACCUGAAGGACCAAGGUCUGGAAGUGUUAAAGCAGGAAACGGCCGUGGUGGAGGGAGUUCCCAUCCUAGGACUGUACCAGACGCCGUCUGAGGGUGGCGGCCGGAUCGUUUUGUACGGCGACUCUAACUGUAUUGACGAUAGCCACAGGCAGAAAGACUGUUUCUGGCUGUUGGAUGCACUGCUGCAGUACACCUCCUACAGUAUGACCCCUCCCAGCCUUAGCCACUCGCACAGCAGGGUAUCGCCUCCCACUGGUUCAGAGCACCCACUGCCACAGAGACUGGAAGGCAACCAUCUCUACCGCUACUCCAAAGUUCUAGAGGCUCACCUGGGAGACCCAAAGCCCCGCCCCCUUCCAGCCUGUCCCCACCUGUCAUGGGCAAAGCCACAGCCCCUUAAUGAGACAGCCCCCAGUAACCUGUGGAAACACCAGAAGCUCCUGUCUGUGGAUCUGGACAAAGUGGCUCUGCCCAACGUGAAGUCGUACCGGCCCCAGGUCCGACCCCUGUCCCCGGGGGAGAGCGGGGCCUGGGACAUCCCCGGAGGGAUAAUGCCGGGUCGCUACAACCAGGAAGUGGGUCAGACCAUCCCCGUGUUUGCCUUCCUGGGAGCUAUGGUUGUCCUGUCCUUCUUUGUGGUUCAGCUCACCAAGGCCAAGAGCAAACCCAAGCGCAGGAAGCCCCGCAUCAAACGGCCCACAUACCUGCAGCAGCAGACGAGCACAGGGAAAACCCCCACGGUGUGACUGAGCGAUUCGGCUGCUCCAGAGCCGAACUGCUAGCCGGGCUGAGGCUGGUGAAGUGGAACCGUCGAGGCGGACCACAGGUUUUUAAGCCGGAAAACUCAUGGAAAGUGUUUUUUUGUGCCUCCUGUGUUUUCACGGUUGGUGUUUGUGUGUUUGUGGACCAAUGAACGGUAUUCAACGAACUGGUCAGGUUAAACACACCUGGAAACACCAGCUCCGGCCCAGGCAGAUGAGGAGACACUGCCCCCAUGAUUCCCUCCUCACCUUUGAGCAAUCAACUGAACUUUCUUAUUUUUUUUAUUUAUUGAAUCUGUCAGAAUGACAGAGAAGUUUCCGUUUUAAGAAAAAAGAAGUUGGCACACAGCUGCAGGUCUCUGCAGCCCAGGGAUGAUCAGAGAGGUUUUCUAAGUCUUGUUCACAUUUGUGCAUUGUUUUUAUAUUUUAUAUAUGAAACAAACUCUGGUUGGGCUUUCUGUUCAAGCAUUACUCAUGAUCUUACUGUUAACAGAAGGGGUGUUUAUGUAUAAUCCAUCAAAUAAAAAGCAUUAUCAAAAUGA